AAGAACAUGGUACAGUAACCAUGCCGCUGCGGCAACGACGUUGCCGCGUGCUUACGGCGGCCGUGGCUAUCGCGAUCGUAUUUUUAGUGAGUGGAAACGAAGCGUCGUCUUGUAAAGGGUGUGCGGAACCAUUAAAAUGUGACUGCAAAGGUCUGAAGGGAAGACGUGGAGACGUGGGUUUACCGGGUCGAAGGGGUACCAUAGGAGAGUAUGGUUAUAUUGGUCCCGAAGGGCCACUUGGCCCCAAAGGGGAAAAAGGGCAAGCUGGAGAAAUCGGAGGGGAAGGAGAGAAAGGCUAUCGAGGAGAUAUUGGAGACGCAGGUGUUCCAGGAGAACGAGGAGCUGAUGGUGCUCCAGGAUUACUAGGGCCUGUAGGAAUUCCUGGUUUAGAUGGAUGUAAUGGAACAGAUGGGACGCCAGGAACACCGGGUACUCGAGGAAGACCUGGAGUACGAGGUCCUGCUGGGCCAGAAGGUUGGCCAGGUCCGCCUGGAGAACCUGGAGAAGGUGGCGGAAACUCAGUUGGGGUUAAAGGAGACGCAGGUAUUCCUGGUCUCCCCGGAUUCGAUGGUCCCGUGGGACCCAAAGGUGGACAAGGAUUCAAAGGAUGGAGAGGUCCACCUGGUUUACAGGGACUAGCUGGAGAACCGGGACCGAUAGGUGUAAGAGGAGACACCGGUGAUUACAAAGUAGGUAAUGCGGGAUUAGCUGGCGAACCUGGAGAUGACGGAGAAAAGGGUGAACCAGGCGAGUGCGACGGGUGUUUGAGGGGUUCUACGCAAAUAAUUUCCCUCGCGCCCGUGGGAAGUAAAGGAGAUCAAGGAAUGCCAGGUCCUCGUGGUAGAAAAGGCGACAUAGGAGAAAAAGGACCUCCAGGUUUUCUAGGCCCCCCAGGACAAAAGGGCUACAAAGGCGCUCAGGGAUAUGAUGGUCAUCGAGGUAAACAAGGUCGUCAAGGUUCAGCAGGCCCUCCUGGUGAAAAAGGUGACAAAGGAGCUCCAGGGUAUGAGGGCACUGCCGGUCUAGAUGGCAUAAAAGGUGAAGAAGGUGAAUCAGGAAACGCUGGUCCUCCGGGAGUGCAAGGUAUUGAGGGCGAACCAGGCGUUUACGAUCCAUUCCUAGAUGAAGAAGGUAAAACUGGUAACGUUGGAAGACAAGGCGAACCUGGACUACCUGGGCAAAGAGGAAUGUCGGGAAUACCCGGAAGACCAGGCACGGCUGGACCUAUCGGUCCACCUGGCUUUCCGGGACCGCCCGGGCUACCAGGAUUACGAGGAAGAAAGGGAUUAUCCAUAAAAGGAGAAAGAGGUGACGAUGGUUUACCUGGUUUGCAAGGUAUGCCAGGAAAGCCGGGCCCUCCUGGACGUGAAGGUAUAUUGGGUGAAAAAGGUUUUCCCGGUCAGACAGUUGUCGGACCUCGUGGCGAAUCAGGUCAUCCAGGGAAUGACGGCUUUCCUGGUCCAAUGGGCGACAGAGGAGACGUAGGAGUUACUGGGCCGAAAGGAUUUCCGGGACAAGGACGACCGAUAAUGGGACCCCCGGGUGAACCUGGUCUUCCUGGAAAACCAGGUCUGAUUGGUGACUUCGGUUUACCUGGAUAUGAUGGAACACCAGGAGACAAAGGUAUUCGCGGGGACGAUUGUGGCAUAUGUACACCAGGUUUACCGGGUCCUAAAGGCGAUCGUGGCGAUUCGGGGAGAAACGGAAGACCGGGAUUAUUGGGGUACCGUGGUUUACCCGGUCCGAGAGGACCAAAAGGCUUAGCUGGAAAACAGGGACUACCUGGUCUGCAAGGGUUAAAAGGUCAAGAUGGGCAACCGGGAUUACAAGGACUCCCAGGGCAAAAAGGUCCUAAAGGAGAACUUUUACAUACAGAAUUUCGUAGAAAAGGAGGCGACAUGGGUUACCCUGGUUUCGCAGGACUACCUGGAUUACCUGGGCCGCCAGGCAGACUAGGGCCACCAGGUUCUAUUGGAUUGAAUGGGUCGAAAGGUCAACGCGGAAACGAUGGUUUACCAGGAAGAUCGGGCAGAGACGGCUUACCCGGGCUAAAUGGAAUACCAGGAAUUAAGGGAGAUAUGGCUUCAGUUCCGAAAGAUAUGUUAAGGGGAGAUAGAGGAUUUAACGGCUUACCGGGAUUUCCGGGAGAUCGUGGAGACGAUGGAGCACCUGGUGAACCUGGAGACGCAGGUCAUUAUUUAGCGGCAACUAGAGGUGAUAAAGGACCAAAAGGACCUGUGGGUGAUCAAGGUUUGCCCGGUUUCAAAGGUUGGGAGGGUCCACCGGGAGAAAGAGGAUUCCCGGGAUUACCUGGGCGCACAGGAGCAACAGGAUCAAUCACUCCUGGACCCGUGGGUCUAAAAGGUUAUCCAGGGUUAACCGGUAAUGAAGGACCGCGUGGAAGGCCAGGUAUUCCCGGCACUCCCGGCUUAGAAGGUAUACCUGGAUCGAGAGGAUUAAAGGGAAUGCGAGGUGAAGUGGCAUUGAGCAUUUUAUACGGUGAAAUUGGAUCUACUGGCUCACCUGGUCUAAAGGGCGAAACUGGAGAUGAAGGACCACAAGGGUACCCUGGCAGAUCUGGCAUUCCUGGUGCUAAAGGUGUAAGAGGACCUAAAGGAGCACCAGGUAUAACAGGACUACCAGGGAUAAAAGGCUCGAAAGGUCAAAGGGGAGCCAUAAUACCAGGACCACCUGGUUCCCCCGGUAUACCCGGAAUGAAUGGUUUUAGAGGCCCCAUAGGAGAAAUGGGUCAGAAAGGUGAUGACGGCUUCCAAGGCGAACGAGGUCUUAAGGGUAGUAAAGGUGAAAUUGGACCACCUGGAAGACGUGGACCGGAUGGCGAUGUUGGCCUACCAGGUUUUGCAGGUCGACCAGGAAAACCUGGAUUGGAAGGUUUACCUGGAUUGCCUGGUGGACCAGGGGAAAAAGGACUAGCUGGUACUCCAGGAAUAAGUGGUUUACCUGGCCUUAAAGGAGGUAGAGGCCCCAAAGGCAUAAGAGGAGAAGUUGGAAACGAGGGAUUGGAUGGUUUGCCGGGAUUACCAGGAUUCAAGGGUUUGAGGGGUGACUCCGGCUACAUGGGUCGUAAAGGAGAAAAGGGAGAAACCCAAAUAAGUGGACCAAAAGGAGAGGACGGUGAACCAGGAUUUAAUGGUCCACCAGGUUAUGAUGGUUUACCCGGACUGGAUGGAAGUCCCGGACCAAAAGGAGAUCAAGGUAUGAGCAUCUACGGCGAAAAAGGUUUGAAAGGAAAAGAAGGCGAACGUGGAAUCCCUGGACGAAAUGGCUUACCUGGACCUCGUGGAGAACCGGGAGAGAUAGGAAAGCUGGGCAGCAAGGGAGACAUUGGCGAUCAAGGUGUAAAAGGUGAUGUUGGAUGGCCUGGAAGAAACGGUUUAAUGGGAAUCAAGGGGGUAAGAGGGGACACUGGACCAAUGGGACCUGACGGCUUUAAGGGUGAGCCAGGUAUGGAUGGUGAACCUGGAUUAAUGGGACAUCCUGGACUACCAGGAGACGAUGGUUUUCAAGGACCCGUUGGACCUGCUGGUCCUAUAGGGCCCAAGGGGAAGAGAGGUCUUCCAGGUUUGGCUUUAUAUGGUGCCACCGCUGAAAAAGGAGACUACGGCGAACCUGGAAUGCGAGGGCUUCCUGGCUUUCCAGGGCAAAAAGGAAGUCCCGGAUUUCCAGGACCAAAAGGUGUGAAGGGUGGAAGAGGGGACUUGGGAUCUCGAGGAUUUGAGGGAGAUAGCGGUUUUCCCGGUGCUAAAGGUGGUGUUGGUGAUAUUGGACCUCCGGGACUUCCUGGAAUGCCCGGACAAAAUGCAGAACCUGGCGAACAAGGACGGGAUGGAUUACCUGGAAGGCUUGGAAUACCGGGAAGACCCGGUCAAAAAGGAGCACCUGGUGAUUACGGAUACGAAGGACCUAAAGGUAUUGCAGGCAUUCCUGGAACAACUACUGCGGGUAGAAAGGGAGUUGUAGGAGACGAAGGAUUUCCGGGAACACCAGGCUGGCCUGGCAAAAUUGGACUACCAGGCAUGAACGGAAAACCGGGAGAGAAGGGCAGAAAAGGUUUACUUGGUGAACCAGGAUAUGCAUCAGUUAGUUUUAAGGGUGAAACGGGAGAUGUCGGAUAUUCUGGACCGCCUGGAGUCCCCGGCGAAAAAGGAGUGAUUGGCGACAGCGGACGCGAUGGUUUUCCUGGUCCAAGCGGGCCGAAAGGAAGCAGAGGGCCUUCCGGUGAUAUUGGUCUUCCUGGCUUGCAAGGUUUAUUCGGCUUUAAGGGGAUAAAAGGGGAGCAUGGAGAAAUUUCAAAUGAUAUUUAUCCUGGCGAACCUGGAGAUAUUGGAUAUCCUGGCUUAAUGGGGCUUCCAGGAGGAAUGGGUUUACCUGGAAAAGCUGGUUUUCCUGGACUUAAGGGAAUGCAGGGUCCAGAAGGAGACGCUGGUUUACCAGGACUCCCCGGGCUCCCUGGAUUAAAAGGACUAGUUGGUGACUCCGGCUAUCCAGGCAUAAUUGGAUUACCAGGCCCUAGAGGUUUUGCUGGUUUGCCAGGUUAUCCCGCACCCCCAGCACCUGGACCACCCAACAGGGGCUUUAUGUUCACCCGACAUUCCCAAUCAGAAAUUACACCUGUAUGUCCCCGAAACACCAUCCAAAUGUGGGAAGGUUAUUCGUUAUUGUAUUUACUAGGAAAUUCUUUGGCUAAAGGACAAGACUUAGGCGCUCCUGGUAGUUGUUUAAGAAAAUUCAGUACGAUGCCUUACUUCUUCUGUAAUUUAAACAACCAAUGCGAAUAUGCUCAACGAAACGACUAUAGUUACUGGCUUUCGACAAACGAACCAAUGCCAGUGAUGAUGACAACAAUUCCAGCAACGGACGUGAGAAGAUAUAUAUCCAGAUGUAUAGUUUGUGAAGCACCUACGAGGUUGAUCGCUGUCCACAGUCAAAGCACCUCCAUACCUGAUUGUCCAGCAGGCUGGGAAAGGGCCUGGGUUGGAUACAGUUUCCUAAUGCAAGUGGAUGCUGGUGGUCAAGGAGAUGGUCAAUCUCUCGUCUCUCCAGGUUCGUGUUUGGAAGAGUUCAGAUCGAGACCAUUCAUCGAAUGUCACGGACAAGGUCGCUGUAACUACUACACAACUUCGUACUCGUAUUGGUUAGCGACCAUCGAAGAUUACGCGAUGUUCCAGAAGCCCAGAGAGCAAGUAUUAAAGCCCAGUAUGGACCUUACUUCAAGAAUAAGCCGAUGCUCGGUAUGCAUGAGAAAGAAAUAUGGGGAACCGGUUUCCAGACCCACGCCCGUAUCUAUCCUGCCGCCAUUGGAACUGAAGAACGAAUCUCCCCAAAGAAGGCCUUACUAUUACCCACCAAGGAAAACAUGGCGAAACCGAUUUAAUCCUGGCCGUUCAAGGCAUAGGAUCAAAGUAUAAACAUUGCCAACCAAAGUUUUUCUCUAGUGGAUUCUAGUGACUUUUGUGAUUACUAAUUUCUUUAUUUAUGAAUGGACGGACGUUACUAUGCCUACUUAUCGUUGCUAAAAUUGUAUAUUUUUUCACAUUGUAAUGUUAAUUUAUCUGCCUGUUUAUGUAUAUUAUCACUGCCAAAUGUUAUCGAUUUGUAUGUACGUUUUUUGUAAAAAAGUUAUUGA
Messenger RNA from Agrilus planipennis (emerald ash borer), 5647 nucleotides. It is a transcript of the gene vkg, whose product is annotated as collagen alpha-5(IV) chain. The transcript has 15 exons. Gene Ontology annotation, molecular function: extracellular matrix structural constituent. The record is from RefSeq and is a predicted model, not a curated record. The coding region runs from base 21 to 5429 and encodes 1802 amino acids. Gene Ontology annotation, cellular component: collagen trimer; basement membrane. Lineage: Eukaryota; Metazoa; Arthropoda; Insecta; Coleoptera; Buprestidae.